Molecule: messenger RNA, 270 nt
Organism: Neospora caninum
Lineage: Eukaryota; Apicomplexa; Conoidasida; Eucoccidiorida; Sarcocystidae
Product: putative dynein light chain
Exons: 1
Coding region: 1-270 (89 amino acids)
Biological process (GO): microtubule-based process
Cellular component (GO): dynein complex
Molecular function (GO): dynein light intermediate chain binding; dynein intermediate chain binding
Source: RefSeq, a predicted model, not a curated record
AUGCCAGCCGCCCAGGAAACGGUUAUGGACAUGGAGCCUAAUUCAGAAAUGCACGGGGACGCGCUCGCCCAGGCGACCCUCGCAGUCCAAAAAUACGAGACAGAAAAAGAAAUAUCACGACACAUCAAGACCUUCUUUGACGCAAAAUACUCGCCAAACUGGCACUGUAUUGUUGGCAAGAACUUCGCAAACUACGCGUCCUACGAGUGCAAGUGCUACCUUUUCUUCUACGUUGGGCAGACAGCUGUACUCCUCUACAAAAUGGGAUGA